Molecule: messenger RNA, 3529 nt
Organism: Anthonomus grandis grandis
Lineage: Eukaryota; Metazoa; Arthropoda; Insecta; Coleoptera; Curculionidae
Product: glutamate receptor ionotropic, kainate 2-like
Exons: 18
Coding region: 292-3453 (1053 amino acids)
Biological process (GO): monoatomic ion transport
Cellular component (GO): postsynaptic membrane; plasma membrane
Molecular function (GO): glutamate-gated receptor activity
Source: RefSeq, a predicted model, not a curated record
ACGUCGUCAGUAUUUUGUUAUAACUUUUCCAUGAUUCACCACUUUAUAUUUAUCCCCAUUUUCAAAGGUUUUCUAGUUUUCUAAGGAACUCAUUGUUUAAAAAUUCAAACUGUAAUAUAUUCAGUCUAGUAUUACAUUUUUCUUGCUAGUAACUUAAUUAGUCCAAAUGUAGUAGUCGGUUUUCCAUGAAAAACUUGAGAGCAUCAGGAAAAAUCUACAGACAUAAUUCAACUUGUAACUAUGCUUUUUAAAAGUCAAAGGAAAGAGAGCAGAGAUCUAUCAUCAUGAAACAUGACCUUGAAAACUCUUCUUGGCAGUCGUUUCUUUUGUCUAACUCUACUUAUGUUUCCCAGUACCAUAUUUGGAUUGCCAUCUGUAGUACGAAUAGGAGCGAUAUUUACAGAAAAUCAAAAAGGAAGUGCCGCAGAAAUAGCAUUCCGAUAUGCCGUAUACAAAAUCAACAGGGACAAGACCUUACUACCUCACACCUCCCUUCUCUAUGAUAUACAGUACGUUCCGGCUGAUGAUAGUUUUCAUGCAAGUAAAAAAGCUUGUGGCCAGGUUAAAAAUGGUGUUUACGCAGUAUUCGGACCAUCAGACCCACUUUUAGGAGCUCAUAUUCACUCUAUAUGCGACGCUUUAGACAUUCCCCACUUAGAAGCUAGGAUCGACAUUGACAGCGACCUCAAAGAGUUCUCGAUUAAUUUAUACCCAGCUCAAAAUUUGCUCAACACAGCUUUCGAAGACAUCAUGGGGUUUCUUAAUUGGACUAAAGUCGCUAUUAUUUAUGAGGAGGAUUAUGGUAUUAAACUAAACAUAUUUCAUAUAAUAUUUAUUAUUUUAAUACGGUUUCUAGGCUUAAUAAAGCUGCGCGAACUUGUUAGGGCGCCGCAUAAUAAGAAUUUAGAAAUUCAUCUGAGACAAGCCGAUCCUGAAUCGUACAGAACCGUGUUAAAAGAAAUUAAAACGAAGGAGAUAAAUAAUAUUGUUAUUGAUACAAAGCCAAGUAAUAUGCAGUUGUUUCUUAAAGGGAUCCUUCAACUUCAGAUGAAUGACUACAAGUACCACUAUAUAUUCACUACUUUCGAUAUAGAGACUUUUGACUUAGAAGACUUUAAGUACAACUUCGUUAACAUGACGGCUUUUAGGAUUGUCGAUAUUGAUCAACUUUAUGUUAGAGAAGUUUUAAGAGAUAUGGCCAAGUUUCAAGCUAAUCAAGAAUUGGCUCCCAUAAAUGGAAGCUAUAUUCAGGCGGAGGCAGCUUUAAUUUAUGAUUCUGUAUUCGUGUUUGCUAUUGGACUUCAAACUUUAGAGCAGAGCCAUAGCAUUAAGCUAUCAAAUGUGUCUUGUGAUAAAGAGCAACCUUGGGAUGGUGGGCUAAGUUUAAUUAAUUAUAUUAAUACGGUAGAUGUGAAAGGGCUUAGUGGACCAAUAGAGUUCAAAGAAGGCAAAAGAAUUCGUUUUAAACUAGAUCUUUUGAAACUAAAACAACACGCCUUAGUGAAAGUGGGCGAAUGGCAUCCAGGGAUGGGUGUAAAUAUUACAGACAGAAACGCCUUUUUUGAUCAUGGAUCGAUGAAUGUUACAUUGGUUGUUACAACAAUAUUACAUGUUUUGCAUGCGCUAUCCGAUAACCAGGAAACACCUUAUGUGAUGAUGCAUGGCAGCAAAAACUAUACAGGCAACACAAGAUUUUAUGGAUUUUGCAUAGAUAUACUAGAACGCGUAUCUCAAGAAGUUGGUUUUGACUAUUUGCUGGACUUAGUGCCUGAUAGGAAGUAUGGGGCAUGCGAUCCAGAAACUGGACUUUGGAAUGGCAUGGUUAGGGAACUAAUGAUGCAUGAGCAACCUUAUGUAAUGCUUAAAAGCUCACCGUCCCCAAUUCCUCAUGACCGCUACGAAGGUUUCUGCAUAGAUCUUCUUAAGGAGCUAGCGAUUAUGGUAGGCUUUGAAUAUAGAAUUGAAUUGGUUCCGGAUGGAAAGUAUGGAGCCAUCGAUCUCGAAACUGGCGAGUGGAACGGGAUUGUGAGACAGCUAAUGGAAAAGAAAGCCGACUUAGCCGUCGGAUCGAUGACAAUAAACUAUGCCAGGGAAAGUGUCAUAGAUUUCACCAAGCCCUUCAUGAAUUUGGGAAUCAGCAUUUUAUUUAAGGUACCUACAGACAAAGAAUCCGCCUUCUUCACGUUCCUAGAUCCCCUGGGAGUCCAAAUAUGGUUUUCAACCUUGGGGGCAUUUUUUAUGUCAGGAUUCAUGAUAUAUUUUUUAGCCAUGUUUACGCCUUGCGAAUGGGUGAAUCCUCACCCAUGGAAAAAGAAAAUAAAUCCGGAACUAGUUAACCGGAUGAACAUGUCCAACGCUUUCUGGUUUGUUACCGGAACUUUAUUGAGGCAAGAAAGUGGAGUAUCUCCGCAGGCAACAUCAACCAGAAUAGUAGGAGGCAUUUGGUGGUUUUUUACCCUUAUAAUUAUAUCGUCGUAUACAGCCAACUUGGCUGCAUUUUUAACAGUAGAAAGAAUGAUUACACCAAUAGAAAAUGCAGAGGAUCUUGCCAGUCAAACGGAAAUUCCUUAUGGAACAUUAGAGAGUGGAAGCACCAUGACCUUUUUUAGGGAUUCCAUGAUAGAGACUUAUAAGAAAAUGUGGCGCUUUAUGGAAAACAAGAAACCAUCAGUAUUUGUACCGACUUACGAAGAAGGUAUUAAGAAAGUACUGGAAGGAAAUUACGCUUUCCUUAUGGAGUCUACCAUGUUAGACUAUAUUGUCCAGAGGGACUGUAAUUUGACUCAAAUUGGUGGAUUACUCGACUCAAAAGGAUACGGCAUCGCAACCCCAAUGGGUAGUCCUUGGAGAGAUAAGAUAUCUUUGGCUAUAUUGGAAUUGCAAGAAAAAGGAGAGAUUCAAAUGUUAUAUGAUAAAUGGUGGAAAAAUACAGGAGAGACAUGCACAAGAAACGACAAAUCAAAGGAAUCCAAAGCAAAUAGCUUAGGAGUAGAUAAUAUAGGCGGCGUCUUCGUCGUGUUACUAUGUGGUUUAGCGUUUGCUGUUAUUAUUGCCAUAAUUGAAUUUUGCUAUAAUUCCAAGAAAAAUGCUAUCGCUGAAAAGAGAUCUCCCAGUGCCCCUCAUCAAUCGAUAUGUUCGGAGAUGGGAGGAGAAUUAUGUUUUGCAAUAAGAUGUCGUGGCUCGAGGCAAAGACCAGCAUUAAGAAGACAAUGCUCUAAAUGUAUUUCAGGCAUUACGUAUGUGUCUUCUCCUUUAGACAUUCCUCCACAUCCUCCACAGCCACCGGCAAGGGCGGCCCCUGGUUCGAACGGUUUUAGCCCCAGAGUCUGUCCGUCUCAUAUACAGUUUAAGGAAGACCUCCCUCCAUUUCAAAUUGAAAAGCAAAAAGCACCUGCCAAUCAAGGAAGUAACCGGAAUAUUUCGCAAAUACACCGUAGCGAUUUUUCGAACUAAUUACUGUUUUCUGGCAUAAAAGCGCACAGAGAAAAGAAAUCGUUUAUUAAAAUAAAAAAAACUGUAUUGUCCUAUG